This is a messenger RNA of Castor canadensis (American beaver), 1628 nucleotides long. The record is from RefSeq and is a predicted model, not a curated record. Lineage: Eukaryota; Metazoa; Chordata; Mammalia; Rodentia; Castoridae.
AAAUUCUGCUCAAUAGAGGAGUUUCUGCAAAGUUCCAGUUUAUACCAAACUAUAAUCAGAUACCAUUGGAAGCAAAAGAUUCUGAGAGUGCUUUGGUACUGUAUGCAACUAACUUGAUGUCAAGCUUGAGAACCUUUUUUUUUUUCACUGUGAAAGCAAAAUGAAAAAUGCUUUCUGAAAGCAGUUCAUUUUUGAAGGGUGUGGUGCUUGGAAGCAUUAUUUGUGCUUUGAUCACUAUGCUAGGACAUGUUAGGAUUGGGCAUGGAAAUAGAAUGCACCACCAUGAGCAUCAUCACCUACAAGCUCCUAACAAAGAAGAUAUCUUGAAAAUUUCAGAGGAUGAACGCAUGGAGCUCAGUAAGAGCUUUCAGGUAUACUGUAUCAUCCUUGUAAAACCCAAAGAUGUGAGUCUUUGGGCUGCAGUGAAGGACACUUGGACCAAACACUGUGACAAAGCAGAGUUCUUCAGUUCAGAAAAUGUUAAAGUAUUUGAAUCAAUUAAUAUGGAAACAAAUGACAUGUGGUUGAUGAUGAGAAAAGCUUACAAAUAUGCCUUUGAUAAGUAUAGCGACCAAUACAACUGGUUCUUCCUUGCAUGCCCCACUACAUUUGCUAUUAUUGAAAACCUAAAGUAUUUUUUGUUAAAAAAGGAUCCAUCACAACCUUUCUAUUUAGGCCACACCACAAAAUCUGGAGACCUUGAAUAUGUGAGUGUGGAAGGAGGAAUUGUCUUAAGUAUAGAAUCAAUGAAAAGACUUAACAGCCUUCUCAGUAUCCCUGAAAAGUGUCCUGAACAGGGAGGAAUGAUUUGGAAGCUAUCUGAAGAUAAGCAGCUAGCAGUCUGCCUGAAAUAUGCUGGAGUGUUUGCAGAAAAUGCAGAAGAUGCUGAUGGAAAAGAUGUUUUUAAUACCAAAUCAGUUGGGCUUUCUAUUAAAGAGGCAAUGACUAAUCACCCAAAUCAGGUAGUAGAAGGAUGUUGUUCAGAUAUGGCUGUUACUUUUAAUGGACUGACUCCUAACCAGAUGCAUGUGAUGAUGUAUGGGGUGUACCGUAUUAGGGCAUUUGGACAUAUAUUCAAUGAUGCAUUGGUUUUCUUACCUCCAAAUGGUUCUGACAAUGACUGAGAAGUGGAGGAAAAGCAUGUGUUUGGUCAUCAUAUAAGACAUGUUGUUAUUAUUUGUAGUAAUGAUUACAUAUUCAACACAGUGGUGUGUUUCUUUUCUAAUCUGGAGACACUGGUAUAAUCACAUUAAUGUUUACUAGUACAUUUUUAAAUGGGGUGGUAUUUUUUCCUUAAAACUUGUGAAAUUUUUAAAUGUGUUGGAAAAAAAUCUUAAGAAUAAUUUUUCAAAAAGAUAUAUUUAUAAAUGUUAUUUAUGUGAUAAAUCCUCAAUUAUGAACAUUAAAAAUCUGUGUGGCACAUAUUUUUUUCUGAGUGUUUAAAAAUUUAAUUUGUCUUUUUAGCUUUUUAAUAUAUGUAAAUGAAAUAUCCAGUUGUGAAUUUAUGAUUAAAAUAAAAGUUUUAGCUCUGUUUCCUUUACUUCAAAUGUAGAUUUAUGCUCUGAGCUUCCCCAACUGCCAAUGGAUUUGUCUUCUCAAAAUACACAACUGUGCAACUAAGGAAAUUU